Sturnus vulgaris (Common starling) is the source of this 1050-nucleotide messenger RNA. NCBI's taxonomy places the organism in Eukaryota, Metazoa, Chordata, Aves, Passeriformes, Sturnidae. The record is from RefSeq and is a predicted model, not a curated record.
AUGGCGGGCCUGGGCAAACCCCAACCCAUCCAUUCCCUUCACGUGGGCAACGACGGCGCCGCUUUCGUCGAGGUUCUCGUGGCUUCCUCGGCCGGCGGUGAAUUCCAGGUGUUGCUGCCCAGCGCUGCUCUGAUGUCACCCAGCGAGAGCCGGGCCGGGGCAGAACCGAGGCGGGUUCGGAUUUUUGGGCCGGAUUCUUUGGUUAAAAAUCCGGCUCAGGCUACCUGGGACAGGUUAAAGGUGGUGUUGAGUCAACCUUACUGCCAGACUCGUCCCUACGGGCUGGCGUUCAUCCGGGUGUUUGCUGCGCCCAGAGAGGACGAGGGGACGGCUGGGGGGACGGUGAGUGACCCCCGAGUGACCCCUGAGUGCGCGUUCGCGCGGACGCCCAAGGCGGCUCGGGCGAGGCAGCUCGGGGGAGUGGUGGUGGCACCUGGAUGGAUCUGGGAGUGUCAGAGGUUACGGGCCAGGGUCCCGUGUGGGCCGUACCUCCUGGACGGCUCCACCUCGUCCAGCAGCGAGGGGGAGGAGGCUGAGGAUGCCCCGCCCCCUUCCCGCCCCUCCCCCCUCAAGGUGGGGAAAAAGGCGGGGCCGACUCACCUGGACACACCUGAGACCCCUCCCCCACCCGCAGCGCCGGCCACGCCCCCCGAGUCAGGUGACAGCGACGGCCAAUCAGACACCGACCCCUACGGAGGCUCCACCGAGGAGAACAGCGAGGACGAGGAGGGGGAGGGGGAGCAGGACGAGCCCAUCCCCCCCCUGCCAGAUUUCUUUCAGGACAAAACGUUUUUUUUCCACGGGGAAUUCCCGGAGGGGGAGGAGCGGCGGCUGCUGCGCUACGUGGUGGCGUUCGGGGGCACCCUGGCCCCGUACAUGGACGAGUCGGUGACUCACGUGGUGACAGCGCAGGACUGGGACCCCGCCUUCGAGGAGGCUCUGGAGCUCCGCCCCUCGCUGACCUUCGUGCGUCCCCAUUGGCUGCUGCUCUGCGGGGAGCGCCAGCGCCCCCUGCCGGCCCAGCCCUACGCCGUGGUGCCCCGCGCGUGA